AUGACUGGGGGGAACAUGGAGAGUGCCGAGCUGUUCGAUGCCGGGAAGAAAGGUCGUGGCCUGAGGGCCACCAAGGACCUGAAUGCCGGGGAUGUGGUCUUCGCUGAGCCCAGUUUCUCUGCUGUGGUCUUCAACGAUUUGUCCAUCCAGGUGUGCCACAACUGUUUCCGGCGUCAGGCCAACCUGCACCGCUGUGCUCAGUGUAAGUUCGCCCACUACUGUGACCGCACCUGUCAGACGGCAUGCUGGGAUGAGCACAAACAGGAGUGUGGAGCCAUCAGGAAGGUUGGCAGGGCCCCGAGCGAGAGCGUCCGUCUGGCCGCUCGGGUGCUGUGGCGUAUCCACAAGGACACAGGUGUGGCGUCAGACAGUCAGCUGGUCUCUGUGGAGCAGCUGGAGGACCACGUGUCUGACAUGUCUGAGGAGGACCUGAAGAAGAUGAAAACAGACGUGCAGAACUUCCAGGAGUACUGGUCCUACGGCAGGAAGAAGCACUCCGCGGAGGAAAUCUCACACAUCUUUGGCAUCAUAAAGUGUAAUGGAUUCACUCUGAGUGAUCAGAGAGGCCUGCAGGCUGUGGGUGUUGGCCUUUUCCCAAACCUUUGCCUGGUUAAUCAUGACUGCUGGCCGAACUGCACCGUCAUCCUCAACAAUGGCAACCAGUCAGCUCUGAGUACUGCUCUCCACUCCAAGAGGAGGAUUGAGCUGCGAGCCUUGGAGAAGAUCCCAGAGGGCCAGGAGCUGACCGUCAGCUACGUGGACUUCCUUAGUCUGUCAGCCGACCGUCUGAAGAAGCUGAAGGAAACUUUCUACUUCGAGUGCAGCUGUGAGCACUGCAGCAAGCACAUGAAGGACGACCUGAUGAUGGCGCCCGCAGACAGCAAACCGGCUGCUGAUAAAGUGAAGGAGGUGACGGCCUUCAGCAAAGCGUCUCUGGAGAAGAUUGAGCAGGCUCGUGUAGACAUGGAUUACCACCAGGUGGUAAAGUUGUGUCUUGAGUGUUUGCAGAAGCAGAAAGACGUCCUGGCCGACACUCAUCUUUACCAUCUGCGUGUGCUCAGCGUGAUCAGUGAGGUCCUCUCAUACCAGCAGCAGUUUGAAAAGGCUGCAGACUAUGCUCGCAGCAUGGUGGAGGGAUACAUGAAGUUGUAUCACCCCAACAACGCCCAGCUCGGUAUGGCCAUCAUGAGAGCGGGGGUCACCCACUGGCAUGGAGGUCAGAUUGAGGAGGGUCACGGUCUGAUCUGCAAGGCCUUUGGGAUCCUCCUGGUCACACACGGACCAAACCACGCCAUCACCAGAGACCUGGAGUCAAUGAGGACACAGACAGAGCUGGAGCUGAAGAUGUUUAAGCAGAGUAAGGACACGUACCACAGCAUGAGGGAUGCUGCUCUGAAGAUCCCAUCUGCUGAUGAAAAUGUCAAAGGAGUCUGAAGAUGACGUAACCAGAUUAAAACGCUCUGAUGCUCCGAUGUCCGAUUCGAUCAUGUUAAGAUCUGCAUCAAGGCUGUGGAUGUGUCUGAUGAGUCACUGCUCUGUGCAGAUGUGACACAAUAUAUUGCAUGGUGCAGUAAUGUGCAAUAAAAAUGAAG
This is a messenger RNA of Notolabrus celidotus (New Zealand spotty), 1592 nucleotides long. RefSeq names its product SET and MYND domain containing 1a (gene smyd1a). The record is from RefSeq and is a predicted model, not a curated record. Gene Ontology annotation, molecular function: protein binding. NCBI's taxonomy places the organism in Eukaryota, Metazoa, Chordata, Actinopteri, Labriformes, Labridae. Gene Ontology annotation, cellular component: nucleus. The transcript has 10 exons. The coding region runs from base 1 to 1434 and encodes 477 amino acids.